This is a messenger RNA of Striga hermonthica, 1128 nucleotides long. The record is from the annotation of a GenBank genome assembly. Lineage: Eukaryota; Viridiplantae; Streptophyta; Magnoliopsida; Lamiales; Orobanchaceae.
AUGCAGUCUUUGGAGUUGAAGGCCAAUAAUAGUGGUUUCCUGUCGAAUUCUCAAUUGGGGCUUCAAUGGAGUCUCCACGACUGCAGCUCCUACCCAGGAGGCGGCCUGUUCGCGUCCGUGAGCCAAAUGGGGGACAAUGAAAACGGCGGCUUUAAAAUACCGUACGCCGACUUGCUUGUGAAAUAUGUUUCCCUGCCGGAGGGAUUCAAGAUUUUUGAGCAAGAAGGUAAGAACAAGAAAAAUGGGCUCAGGCUUAAGAUUAAGAUUUCGAAUCCUUCCUUGAGGAGGCUGAUAAGCGGUGGGAUAGCGGGGGCCGUCUCGAGAACUGCUGUGGCCCCACUAGAGACGAUUAGGACCCAUUUGAUGGUGGGGAGUAGCGGGCACUCGACCAUGGAAGUCUUUCGUGAUAUCAUGAACACGGAAGGGUGGCCGGGGUUGUUCAGGGGUAAUUUUGUGAAUGUGAUUCGUGUUGCACCUAGCAAGGCAAUAGAGUUAUUUGUUUACGACACUGUGAACAAGAAUUUGUCGCCAAAAGCUGGUGAAGCCCCCAAACUGCCCUUCCCUCCCUCAUUGAUUGCUGGAGCCUGUGCUGGAGUGAGCUCGACUCUAGUCACAUACCCUCUUGAGUUGGUCAAGACACGACUAACCAUUCAGAGAGAAGUCUACAAUGGCUUGGUCGAUGCCUUUGUGAAAAUUUUGCAAGAGGGAGGGCCCGGGGAGCUUUACAGGGGCCUUACCCCAAGCCUCAUAGGCGUUAUCCCAUACGCAGCAACAAACUACUGUGCGUACGAUACUCUGCGCAAAAUCUACCGGAAAGUAUUCAAACAGGAAAAAAUUGGCAACAUCGAGACCCUCCUGAUUGGGUCAGUGGCUGGGGCCAUUUCAAGCACGGCCACUUUCCCUCUCGAGGUGGCCCGUAAGCACAUGCAAGUGGGGGCUGUAAGUGGGCGCCAAGUGUACAACAACGUGCUUCAUGCACUUGCCAGCAUACUCGAGCGGGAAGGACUGAAUGGUCUGUACAAGGGGCUGGGGCCGAGUUGUCUGAAGCUGGUACCGGCAGCUGGGAUCUCGUUUAUGUGUUAUGAAGCAAUGAAGAGGGUUUUGGUAGAUAGAGACGAAGAUGCAUAG